This is a messenger RNA of Metarhizium acridum CQMa 102, 1458 nucleotides long. NCBI's taxonomy places the organism in Eukaryota, Fungi, Ascomycota, Sordariomycetes, Hypocreales, Clavicipitaceae. The record is from RefSeq and is a predicted model, not a curated record.
AUGGGACACAUCCUGGUUCUUGCCGCAUGUGCCUUCGCGGCCAUCACGGCCUCAUCAAUCCCCGACCGCCCGUCUACUUUGCCCAUGACUUUGCCAAUCCUUGAACGCUCAGAGCAACCCAUCACAUGUCUCAAUGGGAUAAGGCGCUCCGCUGAUGCCUCGAAUGGAAAACGCGGAAUAGAAGCCAACUGUGGUAGAAACCAACGCGAUGUUACUAGAGCGUUCGCUUCGUGCGCCACCAAGGCACAAAAGGGCCGGGAAGCUGCCCUCAAAGGGGGACAGUUGAUGAAAAUUCUAUUCAAAAGAGAUGACGAGGCCACCCGCAAGCGAGUUGCAGACCACUUCGAACAGAUUGCGAGUCAAUGCGGCGCAAGGGAGAAGAGUGGUGUCUCUGUCAACUGUGGGCAGUGUGAACAAGGCAUCGCAGGAAAGGCAUAUAAAGGAACUGGCCCAAUUACGCUUUGCAGCGUAGCCUUGAAGGACACGCAGAGCACGACAGACUGUGGUGGUCAGGACCUUGACGACGUACUUUUACACGAGAUGUCCCACGUCUUGGGAAGUACGGACGAUAUUGGAUAUGGCUUGGAAGCUUGUAAGCAGCUUGAUGCUCAGAGAAGCCUUCAGAACGCGGAUAGUUAUACAAAGUUUGCUCGGGCCGCUACAUUGAACUGCGAUGUUGGGGGCCCUGGAGGUCCCGGAAGUGGUGGCCCUGGAGGUCCCGGAAGUGGUGGCCCUGGUGGCCCUGGUGGUCCUGGAAGUGGUGGUCCGGGUGGUGAUGGUGGUGACGGAGGGGAUGGAAGCGGCCCCCCUUCAUUCCCGCCCGGCACUGGUGGUCCCGGGAGACCCGGCAGACCAGGAGGUCCCGGCGGUCCCGGAAGUCCCGGGGGUCCCGGAGGUCCUGGAGGUCCUGGGGGUCCUGGAGGUCCUGGAAGUGGUGGCCCCGGUGGCCCUGGCGGCCCUGGUGGUGGUGAUGGGACUUCAUUCCCUCCUGGCACUGGCGGUCCUGGUAAGCCCGGUAAACCUGGUAGGCCUGGAAGCGGUGGCCCUGGAAGCGGUGGCCCUGGAACUGGUGGCCCUGGAACUGGUGGUCCUGGAACUGGUGCUCCCGGAACUGGUGGUCCUGGAACUGGUGGUCCUGGUGGCCCGUCCUUCCCUCCUUUUGAUGACGGCAAUGGUAUUGAUGAUGGAAGUAACCCCUUCCCUUUCCCUCCUAACACUGGUGGUCCUGGUGGUCCUGGUGGCAAUUUUGGGCCCGGAAGCGGUCAACCUCCUUUCCCUCCAUUUGACGACGGCAAUGGCCUUGAUGGUGGCGAUGGCGCUGAUGGAAGUUUCUUCCCUCCGUCUGGCAAUUUCCCCCCUCAGAACUUCCCUCCUCCUGGCGGGCUCUCUCCCUUCAAUGCCCCUGUUGCCCCCCAAACUUUGCCUGUUCAAGGUUUUGAUCAUGUUGAGAGUUCAUAA